CUAUAGUCACAACAUAACUCAAUUAGGAGUUCGUGGGAAUUUCGAAGUAAAUUAUAUAUCGUUGUGAUUCGUGAAUGGUGGUGUUGCCGUUAAAUGAUCAACGUGUUUUAACCGAGGUUUAGAGGACGGAUAAUGGCAUCCAGCGACGGCAUUCCGCCACCUGGGACUGUAGCCGGCUUCCCUUCAGUUCCACCAAGCAUGCCGCCAGGUUUUGUGCCACCGAUCAUGCCUGGCACCCCUUAUAUACCAGCUCCAGGAUUGCCUCCAGGCCCUCCGAACAUGAUGCCACCUCAAUUUUCUAUUCCGCCACCUGGUUUCAGUUUUCCAAUCUCCGCCGGACCUCCACCAGAUUUAAACGUUAUAGCUGCGCCACCUCAAAUAACUGGAUCACCAGCUGUCCCAACAUCAACGACAUCGGCGCUUGAGCCAACCACAGUUACACCAUCAAUUCCAACAAUGGAAAAAAAGUCUGAAUGGACAGAGCACAAAGCUCCAGACGGUCGUACCUAUUAUUAUAACAGUUCAACAAAGCAAUCACUUUGGGAAAAACCUGAUGAAUUGAAAACUCCAAGUGAAUUGCUGCUAUCUCAGUGCCCAUGGAAAGAGUACAAAUCUGACAACAGUAAAAUAUACUACCACAAUGUCACAACCAAAGAAUCAAGGUGGACUAUACCACCUGAGCUUGAAGAAUUGAAGGCAAAGCUUGCCAGUGAGGAAGCUGGUACUGCUACUUCAGUUACCGCUGCCUCUGCUGCUGUUGCUGGCUCUGCUAUUGUUCCAAGCAGUACUUCGAAUGCGGCUCUUGUUCCACCUGUAAUGCAUGCGUUAUCGCCAAAACUUACCACACCACAAGCAAGCACCCCUGAGGCGAGCUGUAAAUCGGCAAUCGAACAGGCUAUGGCGGCAACACUCGCCGCGAUAAAUAUUCCAACUCCUCCGACAAAACCCGACGACGAUAGUAACUCGACGAAAGGUUCUGCCAAUGGGAGUAGGAACAGCACUCCUGAACCCAAAGUGCAUUUUAAGGAUAAGAAGGAAGCGAUCGAAGCAUUCAAGGAGUUGCUGAAGGAACGAGAUGUACCCUCUAAUGCUACUUGGGAACAGGCAGUAAAAAUGAUUCAAAAUGAUCCAAGGUAUCCACAGAUGAAGAAAUUGAACGAGAGAAAACAGGCUUUCAACGCCUACAAAACGCAACGGCUUAAAGAAGAACGUGAACAGGAAAGACUGAGGUUGAAAAAAGCCAAGGAGGAUUUAGAACAAUUUUUAUUAACUCACGAGAAGAUGACGAGUAAUACAAAGUAUUAUAAAUGCGAGGAGAUGUAUGGUAACUUGGAGCUUUGGCGAUCGGUUGGAGACUCAGAUCGUCGUGACAUUUAUGAGGACGUAAUAUUCAAUUUGGCCAAACGUGAGAAAGAGGAAGCAAAGGUUAUGAAGAAACGUAAUACCAAACGACUUGCCCUUGUAUUAGAUGCCAUGACAGACGUUACAUACAAAACCACGUGGCAGGAGGCACAAGCAUUGCUGCUUCAGCACUCCGCGUUUGCUGAAGACGCGGACUUGUUGGCUAUGGACAAGGAAGAUGCUCUGCUAGUUUUUGAAAACCAUAUUCGUCAAUUGGAGAAGGAUGAAGAGGAGGAAAAGGAGCGGGAGAAAAAGCGAAGGAAACGAUUGGAGAGGAAAAAUAGGGACGGAUUUAUAAGUUUAUUGGACGAUUUACACGAGCAAGGCAAGCUGACGUCUAUGUCACUCUGGGUGGAACUUUACCCCAUGCUAUCUGCUGAUAUACGGUUUUCAGCCAUGCUCGGUCAACCGGGAUCAACACCAUUGGAUCUGUUCAAAUUUUACGUCGAAGAUUUAAAAUCACGUUUCCACGACGAAAAGAAAAUAAUACGCGAAAUUUUAAAAGACAAAAGUUUCGACGUUCAGGUUAAUACUACAUUUGAAGAGUUUGCGACAGUGGUUUGCGAGGACAGAAAAUCGGCGACUCUGGAUGCUGGAAAUGUCAAACUCACGUAUAAUCUGUUGCUUGAAAAAGCAGAGGCAAGGGAGAAGGAAAGGAUCAAAGAAGAGACAAGGAAAUUCAAAAAACUUGAAAUUGGAUUCAAAAACUUGCUGAAAACCUUAGACGUCGAUUAUCAGAUGUCGUGGGACGAUGUUAGAGCCAAAAUCGAAGGAGAAUCCGAUUUUAAAGCCAUAACACUCGAGAGCGAGAGAGUAAGGAUAUUCAAGGAGUAUCAACACGAAAUCGAGGAAAGCUGUAGUCACCAUCACAUAAGAAGCAAAAAAAAGAAGACAAAAAAACCAAAAAGAAAGUCACGAUCUCGGUCGCAUAGUGAGUCUGAUGCUAGUGAAAAAGGGGCUAAGAAAAAAACCCAAAAAUCACGAUCUAUGAGUCCUCCGAGUAAAUCGGACAGUUCUGAAUCUGACGUGAAAAAAACCAAACGCAAGAAAAGUAAGAAGAAAAGAGGUCGCAGCCGUUCACGAUCCUUUUCAAGACUACCAUCUUCAGAAGAGUCUCCUGACCGAAAACGUAAGGAUGAAAAACACCGACGAACCUCCGCCCACAGUGAAAAUGGUUCGGUAAACGAGAGUGCUGCUCAUCACCAUGAAUUAUCCGAGGAUGAAUUAGAAAAGCAAAGAGCACAACUAUUGCGCGAACUGCAAAUGCAGCAGGAAGACAAUUGAAAUGUUCUAUUCUUCUUGCAACGGCAUCCAAUGCGAGAGUGACUUCGAGAUAUAUACCAAACAUUGAAUGUAUUCAUCACUUGAAAUAAGUAAUCUUACCCCGGGGUAAUCCAACGGCAAUACGGUAAAGUGACUUUAAUUUUCAGUUAGUAUUAAAUUUAAAGAAAAUGAUUAAGAAUCAA
Messenger RNA from Diprion similis, 2867 nucleotides. It is a transcript of the gene Prp40, whose product is annotated as pre-mRNA-processing factor 40 homolog A. The transcript is spliced from 8 exons. Gene Ontology annotation, molecular function: RNA binding; protein binding. Gene Ontology annotation, cellular component: U2-type prespliceosome; U1 snRNP. Lineage: Eukaryota; Metazoa; Arthropoda; Insecta; Hymenoptera; Diprionidae. The record is from RefSeq and is a predicted model, not a curated record. Gene Ontology annotation, biological process: mRNA cis splicing, via spliceosome. Bases 133 to 2685 code for a protein of 850 amino acids.